ACUCGGAAAUUACGUUGACUGCACGUAAUGGAUCCGCUAUAUUUUCAUUUGGUUGGCAACUUGUCAAAAAAUGGUAUCAAUAUACUGGAUUGCAAGAAGCAUUGAUAGAAGUUCUGAAUAAUUUUAUAAAAUAGGGUGUGUGUGAAGCGUGAAUGAGGAUGAGUGAGGGCGAGAUAAUUGAAGCAAGCCCGGAGAAAGAUCGCAGACAGAGCGAAGGCAGUGAUACUGAAUUUGAUCCUCAGUUCAAACCUAUCAUCACAUUGCCCGAAGUGGAAGUGACCACAAAUGAGGAAAAUGAAACGGUGCUUCUAAAUAUUCGGGCAAAACUGUACCGUUUCGACUCUGUCAGUGAACCUCCAGAAUGGAAGGAAAGGGGCACUGGAGAAUUGAAGCUCCUCAAACACAAUGAGGCAAGUUCCAUGAGAAUCGUCAUGAGAAGAGAUAAAACUUUGAAAGUGUGUGCCAAUCACUUUAUCACACCUUGGAUGGAGCUCAAACCCAGUGCUGGAAGUGAGAAAGCGUUUGUAUAUACUGUUCUUGCUGAUUUUGCUGACGAAAGACCCAAGUCCGAAUGCCUGGCUGUGAAAUUUGCAACUAUUGAGAAUGCUUUACUUUUCAAGAAGAAGUUUGAAGAAGCAAAAGAGAUCUUAACAACAGAAUGUGAUCUAUACAACGGGAAGGGUGAUCAAGAAAAUGAGGCUGCAGAAGAGUGUGAGAAUGUGAGUGUUAACAAGAGCAAGGAUGAAUCUGAAGAUGAAGAAUGUAAUGAAGUAACACAAAAAAUUAGUGAGUUGGAGGUAUCAGCUAACAAAAAUUGAUUUCGAAACUCAUCCAUACAUUGCAAUAUGUGUUCGUUUUACUUGACUCCCCUCUAUUUAUCUACACGAUUUUUUUUUCUUUGUGUUUGUUCAGGUUUGUGAGAUUCGGUAAUGAAUGUUUGGGAAUGUUCAAAAUGCAUUUGUGGUGGAGCAUUUCAACCCUAGAUUGAAUACAUAUAUAUUUUUGUAUUUUUGCAUUGUGUAUAAUGCUUUGAAUUUGAUGAAUGUAUUAUUACAUGAUGCACUUUGAAUUCGAAUAAAAAGUUAAUUUUUAUGAUUACAUAAAUGA
Molecule: messenger RNA, 1107 nt
Organism: Phaedon cochleariae (mustard beetle)
Lineage: Eukaryota; Metazoa; Arthropoda; Insecta; Coleoptera; Chrysomelidae
Source: the annotation of a GenBank genome assembly